AUGAUCUGAGAUGUAUUUGAUUUGUUACUUGUAAACAAAAGGCAUUUUCACACCAAAACCUAGAAUGAAGGCUAUCUUGAUUCAACACCUUCUUUUGUAGAUAGGACAAACCAACUGCGAAAGAAAAUGCUUGGUUUCAUCCUAACUUCACAAGAUGAAUUUACACGAAUUUAUCUAUGUAAUAAUUUUUGCUUUUCUCCUGGAGGGUGGUAAUUCUCUCCGAAAGAGCUUUGAUAACCUAAAUCCAGUAGAAAGAGGUGAAAGAGCAGACCAGAAAGUUGACGUCGACAUAAACGCAGAAAAAUCAUGUUCAAGGGAAAGGUCAAAGAUUGUUAGAGAUAUUUUUCAAAAACAAAUCCUUCCAUUUUACGAAGACCUCUCCCCAGAUGGCCAAGUGCUUGAGGUGCCGCGUGGGUGCCCCUUUAACCAGCUUAGAGACAUAUAUGGGGAACAGGAGAGGCAUAAGACUUUUGAAUAUCCAUCCAGAUGGGUAUGUGAAUACUGUGGAAAAGCUUUUUCCAGUGAAUACUUUUUGGAUUUGCAUUUUGAUAACAGGCAUAAGGAGGGGGUAAGCCAGGAGAGAGAUCGAACUUGCCUGGCUGACUACUGUGAUAUAUUUAGAUGUGAUAUUGUCUCUGGUGCUAGAAAGCUAGGCUACUGGGACAAAGCUCUUUGUAAACCAAGCGACUGGUCUCCUAUAUAUGACAAGUGUGAAGUAAGUGUUGGCUGCUCUUGUCAUGAUAAUAUAUUAUGA
Molecule: messenger RNA, 754 nt
Organism: Lingula anatina
Lineage: Eukaryota; Metazoa; Brachiopoda; Lingulata; Lingulida; Lingulidae
Source: RefSeq, a predicted model, not a curated record